AUGAGCUCCUCCAACCGAAGCUAUGGUUCAUCCACCAGGAGCAGCAGUGUCAGCGGGAUCAGUAACAUCAGUAGUAACAACCACGAUGCCAUCACAGAUAGAAACAUGGAGUUCAUUUGGUGGCUCGCCAAUCGUCUCACAAGCUACGACGAGGAGAUGCACAAGGAGAUCCUAGAGGACUUUUUUACCGAUGAUGCCAAAUAUGUACAUCCAGCAUUGACCGUCGAAGGUCGCUACAAUAUCCGUAAAGUCUUUCGGGUAUGGACAUCGCUCAACAAGGACGAGCCAGAGGUCACUAAUAUUGUCUUUGACGGACACACGGCCAUCAUCUCCCUCGUCCAGAAUCUUCGCCCUCGCGUCUUUCCGAUGCUUAACCUUCAAGUUCCUGCCACGACAACUCUGCUGUUCAAGGACACACCCGAAGGCCCAAUGAUCUACAGCCACCAGGACUCUUGGUCCCUCGAAGGAAUUGUACAGAGCAUGCCCCUCCUCGGAUGGUGGUACGAUCACAUUGCACGUGCCGGAGGAUUUUUGCAUACGGCCAACCAGACGACUGGAUAUCUUCAAUUCCGUGCGGAGGAGGUGCAAAAGAUGUCGACGGAAAUCAUUGAAAAGUCGAGCGCCGAGAUUCAGCAGCGGUCGAAGGAGAUGACGGCCAAGGCGCAUUUGAUGGUUGAUCAGGCCAAGGACAGUGUGGAGAAGAGGGUGGCGAGUGCGCGGGAGGAGGUGGAGAGGAUGCGGGCGAUGAUGAGCCAGGGAGGGGCAAAAGCCAUUACGGCCACUCAGGCCUCGGGCUGA
Molecule: messenger RNA, 798 nt
Organism: Linnemannia hyalina
Lineage: Eukaryota; Fungi; Mortierellomycota; Mortierellomycetes; Mortierellales; Mortierellaceae
Source: the annotation of a GenBank genome assembly